UUAGCCCGUUAGCUAGCUACAUGUAAAGGUGUUUGAAACUGCAGCUAAGUUAACCGAUGGGAAGCCGGGUUUAGGUUACGUUGAGUGGGGCGUUGGAGGGAAGUAAAUAAUUCAAACAUUUAAAAUAUCAUAGUGCGACUGUCAACAUUAGCGUAGUGAUGUAAGAGACAUGUUCCGUGACUACUCCAGCCACAUCCAGCUCUUGUAGAGUGCACCGUGCGAGGAUCUGCCCGAUUCGGAAGUUCAGUCUGGCUUUAGACUGUUUCAUUUCUUUAGUGGUUGUUUCCACGCGAACUAGUGGGCUUAUCGGUUGAUUGGUUCGUAUCGACGCUUUUGGGAAUGCAGCUAGCUGGCUAGCUAGUUGCCAGGCAAACGUAAUGCAAUUCAGCAGGGGAAGGAAACGAGAAGAGUCGUUGCCGUUGCGGUCCAGACAAAGAAAUGCGACGAUAGCUGGACAGAAUCAAUGAGCGCUAAAUCGAUAACGUUUUUCGGAGGGGAAACACUUGUGUUCAGAUAAUAACAGGCAAGAGAGAUUUUGGCAAAGUAACGUAGGUUAACGUUCACCGGGGCGGAAUAUGGCAUCAUCCAGAGCUAAGAGUGGAGUGAACAAUGAAAGCAGUUCAUUUCGGGAGGGUGCCAACAGCACUGCCGGUGGCACAGACAGUCCCACAGCCAGUCCCACACUGGCUGCGGCGGCAUCACUGUCAGUCACCAACAACAGGACAUACUCACUUGAUGACUUGGAUACCGUCGCUACAGUUGGCACGGGCACCUUUGGCCGGGUCUUCCUGGUGAAGGAUAAGAAGGCCCGGGGCUACUUCGCCCUGAAGGCCAUGAAGAUCCCCGACGUGAUCCGGCUGAAGCAGGAGCAGCACGUCCACAACGAGAAGGCCGUGCUGACGGAGGUCUGCCACCCCUUCAUCAUCCGGCUGUUGUGGACGCACCAUGACGAGCUGUUCCUCUACAUGCUGAUGGACUACGUGCCGGGCGGCGAGCUCUUCAGCUACCUCCGCAGCCGGGGCCGCUUCAACAACGCCACGGGCCUCUUCUACUCGGCCGAGAUCGUGUGCGCCAUCGAGUACCUGCACACCAAGGAGGUGGUGUACCGGGACCUGAAGCCCGAGAACAUCCUGCUGGACAGCGAGGGCCACAUCAAGCUCACAGACUUCGGCUUCGCCAAGAAACUGGCCGACAGGACCUGGACUCUGUGCGGGACCCCAGAGUACCUGGCCCCGGAGGUGAUCCAGAGCAAAGGGCACGGCCGGGCCGUGGACUGGUGGGCCCUGGGGGUCCUGAUCUUCGAGAUGCUGGCUGGGUAUCCGCCGUUUUUUGAUGACAAUCCAUUUGGCAUCUAUCAGAAGAUCCUCGCUGGAAAACUGGACUUCCCUCGCCAUCUGGACUUCUACGUCAAAGACCUCGUCAAGAAGUUCCUGGUUAUCGACAGGGCCAGGAGGCUAGGGAACAUGAAGAACGGAGCGGAGGAUGUGAAGAAACACAGGUGGUUCAAGUCCGUGGACUGGGACGGAGUGCCCCAGAGGAAGCUGAAGCCUCCCAUCGUUCCCAAAGUGUCUCACGAGGGGGACACAUCCAACUUUGACGCGUACCCUGAAGAUGACUGGAAGAAGGAGCCUCCUGUGCCUGCUAAGGACCUGGAGAUCUUCAAGAAUUUCUGAGGAGGCUUGGGAAGCAAGCCCCUGUCACAGAGCAUCCUACGGAUGAACGAGUGAGGAGUUUUCUGCCUGUCUUAUACUUCCGAGCCUGUUUUCAUUAUGCAAGCAUCUUCUCAAACGAUCCCUCUGGAAACUGAAGACCUUCUUUCUUUCAAUGUGUGUGAAGCACAAUAAUCAGGUCAUUCUUUAUUAUCUUGUUGGACAAAAAAAAAAAGACUUUUUCGGAUAAUUUCACUCACUGUUGGAAAGAAAAAUGUUACAUUACCUCUGAGAUCGCUUUGAACUUUACAACAGUAUGUAUAUACUGGGGCGGUGGGGUGGUAUGCAAGUACGUGGAUUGUCUAACUCUUAAUUGUUCGUACUUGAACUUUUGUCGGAGGGUGAAUGUUUACCAGCACAACGAGCCUUUGUGCUUUGCGCUAAAUCAAAGGCAGAGCCAAUGCGAAAACAGGGUGUCGAAUCAUUGUCAUGCCAGUGUGGGCCAUGCCCACAACGAUCGCACGCGUUUACAAAGUAGUUACAGAGAUUCGCAAUGAAAGGCCGCCUUAUGUCAUAAGAGAGGCAAGGGAGCGUGAAUAACCAAACGGUACACUACACAACCAAUAAAGGCUAUGUUUAGAUACCGUGGCCAGUGGCGUAAAAGACAAACAUCUUCUGGGAGUAUGCGAUAUCCAGUUCUUCCUUUUUUUAUUUAUUGUUAUUAUUUGACUUGCACUUAUCUCUGCAGUAUCUCCGGUUCAGUGCUUUGUUACUGUAUCUGUAACCGUUUAGCGAAUUGUAUCUUUAGGCUUUCGGUUCUUUAGGUUCAAUAAGGCUGUCAUUGACUAAUUAUUAAUAAUGAGGUCCAAUAAACAGCUAAGCAGGUGUUACUCAUUUAUGAACUGGGCCUUGUUGAGGGCCAGAGGCCAUGACGGGACUCCUCGGAGGAUCAAGGUGAAGAGGCUUCCUCUGCUCGCAUCUCAUUACCGAUGAAAGAGGCUUUUAGACCUCUCCAGGACAAGCACAAUUUCACUUACCUACAGGCUUGCUUUAUCCUUCAGUCAAAUCAUUUACA
This is a messenger RNA of Conger conger (European conger), 2724 nucleotides long. It is a transcript of the gene prkx, whose product is annotated as protein kinase X-linked. Gene Ontology annotation, molecular function: protein serine/threonine kinase activity; ATP binding. The record is from RefSeq and is a predicted model, not a curated record. The transcript has 9 exons. The coding region runs from base 576 to 1673 and encodes 365 amino acids. NCBI's taxonomy places the organism in Eukaryota, Metazoa, Chordata, Actinopteri, Anguilliformes, Congridae. Gene Ontology annotation, biological process: protein phosphorylation.